This is a messenger RNA of Leucoraja erinaceus (little skate), 4359 nucleotides long. RefSeq names its product proprotein convertase subtilisin/kexin type 1 (gene pcsk1). NCBI's taxonomy places the organism in Eukaryota, Metazoa, Chordata, Chondrichthyes, Rajiformes, Rajidae. Gene Ontology annotation, molecular function: serine-type endopeptidase activity. Bases 765 to 3038 code for a protein of 757 amino acids. Gene Ontology annotation, biological process: protein processing. Gene Ontology annotation, cellular component: Golgi membrane; trans-Golgi network. The record is from RefSeq and is a predicted model, not a curated record. The transcript is spliced from 14 exons.
CCCUCUCCCCGCCGGCUGCUUAAUGUAGCAAAAUACAACAGCAACAUUGGGCACUGUGUGCAAUUGGAGGCAUUUGGCGGGUACCGAUAUCCGAUCCGUGGGAAGGUCGGAAGCUUUGUUGCUGUUUCGGUCUCUAUCUAGCCCAUCAUCCAGGCAGCCGAAGAGCUGUUUACGUUCCUUGCUAUCAGAAUAAACAUAAAAAAAUAAAACGUGUAAUCGUUUUCCGGAAACGACCUGUGAUUAUUUUUUUUGCUGCAUUUUAUUUGCAACCCUGCUUACUUCGAAAGGCGUUAGUUGGGAAUUGGAUUGCUGUUUUACAAGCUAUCUCCAAGUGGUAUUUUAUUGGUGAUGAUGUCGCUGCAGCUAGCAGCCCGCUGCUGGGAUAUGACGGCUGCCGAGCGAUGUAAUUUCAGCAGUGGACAGUUCCCAUUAAAGAUGUGUCACAGCACUUGCCCAAUGAAUUCCUCUGACCGCUUUUCACAAUUCCCUCGUGGGGAACAUUUGAUCGACACUGUUAUGGAAGCUACAACGAUUUGACGUCAGGGCGAUGCCUUGCGUAGCAUUUGGUGCGUAGACACUAUUUUUCUAUUCAUGCUCGGAGGUACCGCUUUCAUUUCGCUUGACAACAUCCAGCUCAUUGCAAAGACACCUCACCGCCUCCCCACAUACUACGGGACCAGCCUGAGCCCUCGCAGCGCUUGCCCCGAUCCUGCGGCGCUUCCUUCUUCCAAGACCCUUUUAUUCACUACGGCAUCGAAACGACAAUGAAACUGAGAUGUCCUUCGCUGAGAUUUGCAGCUCUCCUGGUGUUGGUGCUCUGCUCCAUCGCGGACAUGUCCAGCACAGCCAAACAAUACGUUAACGAAUGGGCAGUGGAAGUGUUUGGAGGAGCGCAGGUAGCGAGAGCUAUUGCCGAAGAACUGGAGUAUAAUUUUGUGGGUCAGAUUGGAGAACUUCAAAAUCACUAUCUACUCCGACACAAAAUUCAUCCAAGAAGAUCUCGAAGGAGUGCUGACCACAUUACAAAACGAUUAUCUGAAGAUGACCGGGUGGCUUGGGCAGAACAACAGUAUGAAAAGCAAAGAAGUAAGCGCUCUCCACCAAAGGACUGUGCAGAUUGUAUGGCACAGAAAAUGUUUACCGAUCCCAUGUGGAAUCAACAAUGGUAUCUCCAAGAUACCAGGACUUCGUCAUCUCUCCCAAAACUGGAUCUUCAUGUUAUUCCAGUGUGGAAAAAAGGGAUUACUGGCAAAGGAAUUGUGCUGACUGUGCUUGAUGAUGGGUUGGAAUGGAACCACACAGAUAUCCAAGCAAAUUACGAUCCAGAAGCAAGCUAUGAUUUUAAUGAUAAUGAUCCAGAUCCCUUUCCAAGAUAUGAUCCAACUAAUGAGAACAAGCAUGGAACCAGGUGUGCUGGGGAAAUUGCAAUGCAAGCCAACAACAAAAAAUGUGGAGUAGGAGUGGCGUACAAUUCAAAAGUUGGAGGUAUCAGGAUGCUGGAUGGUAUCGUAACAGAUGCGAUUGAAGCUACUUCAAUUGGGUUCAACCCACAGCAUGUGGACAUUUAUAGCGCAAGCUGGGGGCCAAAUGAUGAUGGGAAGACUGUGGAAGGUCCCGGCAGACUUGCACAGAAAGCGUUUGAAUAUGGCAUUCAGAAGGGUAGAGGAGGAAAAGGGUCUGUUUUUGUCUGGGCAUCUGGGAAUGGGGGUCGCCAAGGUGAUAACUGUGACUGUGAUGGAUAUACAGACAGCAUCUAUACUGUGUCCAUAAGCAGUGCCUCCCAACAAGGGCUGUCUCCAUGGUAUGCAGAAAAGUGUUCCUCCACGCUUGCUACAGCCUACAGCAGUGGAGACUACACAGAUCAAAGAAUUACAAGUGCCGAUCUUCACAAUGACUGCACUGAGACUCACACUGGGACUUCAGCCUCAGCCCCCCUGGCCGCUGGGAUUAUUGCCCUUGCUCUGGAACAAAAUCCAAAUCUCACUUGGAGAGAAUUGCAACAUUUAAUUGUCUGGACCUCCGAAUAUGAUCCAUUGGCCAACAACUUGGGUUGGAAGAAGAAUGGAGCUGGUUUAAUGGUGAACAGCAGAUUUGGGUUUGGGUUGCUGAAUGCCAAGGCACUGGUUGACAUGGCAGACCCUAAAACAUGGAAGGGCAUACCAGAUAAGAAGCAGUGUAUUGUCAGAGAUAUUACAUUUGAAUCCAGGCCUUUGAAAGCUGGUGGAGAAAUUACAGUUGAAAUCCCCACCAAAGCUUGUGUGGGGCAAGCCAACCACAUUACAGCUCUGGAGCAUGUGCAGCUGGAGGCAACCAUUGAGUACACACGGAGAGGGGACCUUCACAUCACUCUCACAUCUCCGGCAGGAACUAACACUGUACUCUUGGCUGAACGUGAGAGGGACUCCUCACCUAAUGGCUUUAAAAGCUGGGCCUUUAUGUCAGUGCACACCUGGGGAGAGGAACCAGUGGGCACAUGGGUGCUGAGCAUUACUGACGUGUCUGGAAGAUUGGAAAACCAAGGCAAAAUCAUCAAUUGGAAGCUGAUUCUACAUGGUACCUCCACUAAACCGAAACAUAUGGAGAAACUCAGGGUGUACACUCCGUACAACGCUGUUCAGAAUGAUAGGAGAGGUGUGGAGAAGACAGAAGAGCGAAUAGAGGAAGACGUUUCCAAGAAUGACGGAACUGAAAAUCUAUACUCGAAGGAAAACACCAGUAAAGAGAAUGGGAACAUGGAAGAAAAAAUGACUGAAGAAAAAAUACCUUUACCUUCUGGUCAAAAGACAUUUGCCCCACAGGCUCAAAAUAAUAAUGCUCAGCAUUUUUUCCAUAACAGUAAAUACCAUAAGGAUGCAGCAGUACCUAUUCAGAGCUUGCAUCAAGUCCCAGGAAAACUAAACAAACAGUCCCAGUUGAAAGACUUUGAAGACAUUGAAUAUAGCGAUCACAGUAACCAGCUUUACGAUACCAAAUCUUACAAGCAUAGAGAUGAUAUAUUACUUCAAGCUUUAUUAGAGAUGCUGGCUGAGAGCCAAUAAUUUUGAACAUGUGGUUAGGUUUUGUGUUGAGUACUUAAUUGUAUAAUCUUGGUAUUUUUGUGACUGUGUAAAGCAAAUGAAUUUGACAAAGAAUUUAAUUAACAUUCCCAUUAUUUAUUUAUUUAUAGCUGGUCUGUAAUUUCACCAUAUCCGUUGUGUACAAUGUGACUUUGUAGGUUUUGUUUCAUGACUAAUGAGCAGGCCAUGGGUCUGAAUAGAAAUGUUAAGAUCACAAAGCCAUUUGAGCUAUGAUACUAAUAACACACAGUUUAGUAGAUUCAGGCAAUCAUUAGGAUGUUAUUAGCCAAUGGUGAUAGAAGCAAAUUAUUAAUAGUUAAACGAGUACCAAAGCAUUUGAUGAUUUAUUUUGCUAUUUGUGAGCAUGACAUUUCGUACAACUUGCAAAAAAAAGGCAAGGUAUUAAUUGUUUCAUAAUCUGGAAAACUUGACAAUCAAAAGUGUUUUUACACAAAAAUAUUUUAUUUAAAAGUGAACUUAUUUGCCUUAGCCCUAGCUUUAGUGGAGUCGGUUUUGUUCCACAAACUGAUAGGCAAACUGUGGGCCUAAAGCCCCUGUACCACUUAUGAAACCUGAACGGAAAUCUCUGGAGACUUUGCGCCCCACCCAAGGUUUCCGUGCGGUGCCCGGAGGUUGCAGGUGGUUGCCGGAGGUUGCAGGUAGUGGAAGCAGGUAGGGAGACUGACAAAAACCUCCGGGAACCGCACGGAAACCUUGGGUGGGGCACAAAGUCUCCAGAGGUUUCCGUUCAGGUUUCCUAAGUGGGACAGGGGCAUAAGCAACAAUUGUAAGAUUUCAAUGUUACAAAAUUGGCUUUACAAUCAAAAAGCCAUAGAUCCCGGUCCCAGAAUAGUUUACCAUUCUUACCUAUUGUUUGUCAUAGAUUUAACAAUUUAACCAAAUAAAGAAUACCUCAUGAUUGUGAAGUUUUCAACCUUAAUGCUUCCAGGAGCAGAAGUCCAACUGACUUAAGCUGAUGAGGACAUAUUGAAAAUACCAAGCUUUAUGCUGGAGUUGAGUUCUGUGCGUGAUAUGAAUGGGUGGGGCCACUUUUAGACCAAGUGCAAGGCCCGGCACAACAGUGCUGAUAAUCUUUGACCUUCGACAACAGGUCAAGUCAUGCCCCGAGGCUUAGCCCAGGAACAAACCAGCAAAACAAAAUGAAAAGACUAACAUUUGAAAAUGGAUCCAUUUGAAUGAAUUCAACAGUGGCUGAAUGGGAGAUACCAGAGAGUAAUGGUGGAUGGUUGUUUGUCAGGUUGGAGGUCGGUGACUAGUGGGGUGCCUCAGGGAUCUGUGUUGG